Messenger RNA from Anopheles coustani, 1590 nucleotides. Its product is annotated as UDP-glucosyltransferase 2-like. NCBI's taxonomy places the organism in Eukaryota, Metazoa, Arthropoda, Insecta, Diptera, Culicidae. Bases 1 to 1590 code for a protein of 529 amino acids. The transcript is spliced from 5 exons. The record is from RefSeq and is a predicted model, not a curated record. Gene Ontology annotation, molecular function: UDP-glycosyltransferase activity.
AUGUGGUGCAAAAGGGUGAACAUUUGCGGGCUGGUGGCGUUGGUGGUGGCGUUGACGAUGCCGAUCCUAGCCGACGGUGCAAGGAUACUGGCCAUCUUUCCAUCGCCCGCCCGAAGCCACCAGAUAGUGUAUCAGGCGUAUGUGCGCGGGUUGAUCGACCGUGGCCACCAGCUGACGGUGAUGACGACCGAUCCGUUCGCGACGGACCACCCGAACGUGACCGUGAUCGACUGGAGCUACUCGUACCGGAUCGUGAACGAGAACUUCGACGUGGUCGAUAUGAAGCAGCGCAAUAUGAACUUCUACCAGAUCGCGACGCGGCUGCGCACGCUGACGAAGCUGUUCCUGGAGGCGCAGCUGGCGCAUCCGGACGUGCAGGCGCUGAUCCACAGCCGGGACGAGCACUUCGACGUGGUGAUCGUGGAGUACUACCAGUUCACGCCGAUGUACGCGUUCGCCGAGCUGUUCAACGCACCCAUGAUCGGCAUCACCUCGAUCGACUCAAUGGGCACGUGCCACGAGGCGAUGGGCAAUGUGAUGAACGUGGUCGCCCACCCCGAGAUGAACCAUAAGUUUACGCGCGAUCUCACCUUCCUGCAGCGGGUGGAGGCGGUCGUGUCGAACCUGGUGAUCAAGUACCACAUCAUGCCGACCGACUUCGUCACCUUCGAUCGGAUGAUCGAGCAGAACUUUGGCAGCAAUAUGUCGCGCUCGGCGGACCUCAUACGGCGCGUCGACUUCCUGCUGGUGAACGCCGAACCGAGCAUCGGCUACGUUCGUCCCAUGCUGCCCAAUUCGGUGCAGAUCGGGUUCAUGCACAUCCACCCACCGAAGUCGCUGCCGGCCGACCUAAAGGCGUACCUGGACCGCUCCGAGCACGGCGUGGUGUACUUCAGCCUCGGGACGCUCAUCCGCAGCGAUUCGCUGAACCAGCGGAACCUCAACCUGUUCCUCGAGGUGUUCAAGUCGCUCAAGUACGACGUCCUCUGGAAGCACGACGCGGACCUCGACCUGAACGGCACCACCAACAUCCGGAUGGAGCGCUGGCUGCCCCAGCAGGACCUACUCGCGCACCCGAACGUCAAAGUGUUCGUAAUGCAGGGCGGCCAGCAGUCCAUGGAGGAAGCCAUCGACCGGCACGUUCCGCUGGUGGUCAUCCCGUUCAACUUCGACCAGUUCGGCAACGCGGACAAGGUGGUGGAACGGGGCAUCGGUCGCUCGGUGUGGAUGGAGCGCCUGACCGAGGAGUCGCUGCGCGAAGCGAUCUUGGAAGUCGCCCGCAACAAGAGGUACAAGCGCAACAUCGCCCGUUUGGGACGACUCGUUCGAGACCAGCCGAUGCGACCGGUGGAGAAGGCGGUCUGGUGGACGGAGUACGUGAUCCGCCAUGGGGGCGUCGACCACUUCCACUAUCCGGCAGCCCGAAUGCCCUUCCUGCAGUACCACUACUACGACGUGGCCGGUGCUGGGCUGCUCCUGCUAGCCGUCCUUCUCGGUGCCCUGUACUUCGUCCUGAAGCGCAUCGUACGGUUUCUCCUACAAAAAAAAAUAAAUAAACAAACGAAUGCAACCACUAUCGUGAACGAUUAA